This is a messenger RNA of Melanaphis sacchari, 1385 nucleotides long. RefSeq names its product prostaglandin E2 receptor EP4 subtype-like. The transcript has 5 exons. Gene Ontology annotation, cellular component: plasma membrane. Gene Ontology annotation, biological process: positive regulation of cytosolic calcium ion concentration; adenylate cyclase-activating G protein-coupled receptor signaling pathway; inflammatory response. The record is from RefSeq and is a predicted model, not a curated record. Gene Ontology annotation, molecular function: G protein-coupled receptor activity. Bases 1 to 1074 code for a protein of 357 amino acids. Lineage: Eukaryota; Metazoa; Arthropoda; Insecta; Hemiptera; Aphididae.
AUGGAGCUGGUCGUGGCGAACGCGACCGCGUCGUCACCGCUCGCGACUCCGGUGCUUCCGGUCCCGUCCGCCGUCCGUUCAACGAGCGUCGGCGUGCAGAUUGCCUUUACCGGGCUGUCCGCGUUCGGAAUUUUCGGCAACCUGCUGGCGCUGUUCAUACUGCACCGGAUCCGAUCGACCAGCAACAAGAAACACGUGUUCAUGUUGCGGUGUCUGGUCACCAACGAUCUCGUCUUGCUCGUCGGUCGGGUGGUCCACAUGUUCGUGAACGUCUCGUUGCCGUACACCAAGAAGAACGUGUGGUCCUGCCGGUUCAGCGUCCUGUGGCGGUUCUUCGGGCUGAACUCUGGGUGCGUGGCUCUCAUGAUGGCCGUCGAACGCUGGCUGGCGCUUACCAAACCGUUUUUUUACAAAAAGUACAUUAGCCUACAUUUAAUCAAAGGAAUGAUGGCUAUACUUUGUUUUGAAAUAUUGUGUUUAAUGUGUGCACCAUACUUUGGAUUUGGAUAUGGUCGUUACUGGGACGAGAAAUCGUCAACGUGUGUGGGUUAUCGAAAUGCCAAGAAGACUUUGGACGUGUUACACGUUUAUGUAUAUUUAGGUCAUGGUGUAUUUUUAUGCUUUGCAAUAGUCUACACGAACUUGGCUGUUAUGAAAGCACUGUGCAUGAAAAAUAGUCCUCACAACCAGCAUAUUGUGACAAUAAGACGCACCAACCAAGAAUCGUCAUUGCCUUGCAACAUAGCUACCAAAGAAGAAAGAUCAUUCGGUUGGCUCAUGUUUUUGCUGUGCGUUACGUUUAUCAUUUGUUGGGUUCCACAAAUGAUAUCGAUACCAUUAUCUAGGUUUGUCGAGGAUGAGUCGGAAAUUCGGCCGUUUAUCAUUACCACAGAAAUGCUGUUGGUUAUACAUUUAGCGCUUAACCCAUAUCUGUAUGUGCUCCAGCACUGGACGUUAGUAAAGACCAUCUUCUUGAGCUCGAAGAUCAAUAAUAACGUUAAUUCUAGUAGCACGAGUGGAACUCUAGAAGUCUAUGAAAACAGCGAAAAAGUAUUAUCAGAGCAGCCUCUCUAAUUCCGAUGUACGAUGGCUGUAGUUUGCUGUUUAUAAUUUAAAAAGAUGUUUGCGCAGGGAUUUGCUGGCUCAUGAAAAACAAAUAUUAUUUUGUUUACGGGAAAAUCGACAUUGAUGUUCCUCGUUUUGUAAAGAAAUUCUGUCACAAAGAUAUUUGGAAUAUUUUUUGAAUGUUAUUUCAAACUACCACUAAAAUUUCUGAUCGAUUCUUUAAAAGAACUAUCUUUGGAACUUUGUUAUUAGAUUUGUUUAGAUUUUUUUCGUAGCUUAUAUUGUUGGUUUUCAUUGAACAAAUAAAAUCAAAUUUAUCA